ACUUACUCGUCUAUACAUUAAUAUUUUUUCUACUUCUUAAUAUUUGUUUUAAAAUGUAUUACAUUUUUUAAAUAUAAGAAACACGAAAUAGAUCGAUUCAGUGUCAGUUUUAAAAGCAUCUAUGUAUAAUGCAGUCUUUUCUAUUACAUUAAUAACGUCACUACGGGAGACUAUGUUUGUUGUACGUUUAGUACGUGUUAUAAGCACGGUCACGUCUUAACCUCAAAAUCUGGUUCUUUAUUGAAGUAUUUCCUAUGCAUUUCAUUUUACUAACAACUAUCUAAAAAUUAAAAAGAUAUGCGUGUAAAUGCGAAAUUUUUAUUGAUAAAUAAAUAUUUUAACGUUUUCAAUCAAAUUUAAGAUAAUUUUGAAUGAUAAUAAAAAAGUGACGUUGACGUCAAGAAAAAUUUUUGUUAAGGUUAAAGUUUACAUAAACAAUUUCAAUUUCUGAUAUUAAGUUUUAAAAAUAACUAAAUAAAGUAAAAUGUCAGAUGAGGAGGAUUAUAUGUCAGAUAAAUUUUUGGAAUUAUCUGAGAAAUGCGCUACGCCAAGUCUAGUUUAUAGACACACGGAUAAAAGACAGUUUGAAUUAGAAAAAAAAAAGGCAGAGCAUGAAGCAAAAAUGAAAGAAAAAAAUAAAUCGAUACAUUUAAUAGAGCAUGAAAAACGAGAAGAGGGCUUGUCUAAUGCCAUAACAAGUAAUAACAAAGGUUUCGCAUUGCUUAUGAAAAUGGGAUAUAAGCCAGGACAAGGUAUCGGAAAAACAGAAUCAGGUAUCAUCGAGCCAAUUGGGGUAGAAUUAAAAGCUGAUCGACAUGGGUUAGGCAAAGCACCAAAACAGAAAGUAAUCAAAAAGAAAAUUGUAGAUACACGAUUAGAUAAUUCACACAUGAAAGAUUUUCGAGAAAGAAUGGCGGAAAAAAAAUUAGAACAAAUGUUAAAGAUAGAUUUAUACAAAAGUCAGAAGAUUUGUCAACAACUAGAUACUAAAGCAAAUAUAGAAGAACCUCAGGAAUCAUGGUUUUGGUUAAAUGACACAGAGAAAGAAGAUGAAAGUGAAGAAAAAGAGAAAGACAAUAACGAACAAGAAAAAGAAGAAGAAGAAGAUAAAGAGAAAGAAAAAGAAGAAGAAGAAGAAGAAGAAGAACUUACUGUUAACGAAAAAUUAGAUAUUCUAACCAAAUAUUUACGUGGAAAGUACUUUUAUUGUAUUUGGUGUGGUGUAUUAUUUGAUAAUGAAGAUGAUUUAAGGGAUAAUUGUCCAGGAUGUACAAGAAAUGAUCAUUAGAAAGUACAUUAAAAAAUAAAAAAAUAUUCAAUUAAAUAAUUUAAUAGACUAGUUUUAUACAUUACACUGUUGUUUAACGUUACUAAACGUAGAUACGAGUUACACAGGAUGACAAAAUGUUUUAGUAAAGGCAGGCAAGUUCCUUCGAUACAGUUACCCCUACCAUGUAUAAAAACAUAAAAAAGCUAUUAAAUACAUGAUGCAAAAUAUUCUGAAAAUAGUAUAUCAUGCUAGGAAAUCAAGCACAUUAUAGCAUAAAAGCUAGAAGUGGUUACAAUUGCUAUUAAGUCUUAGCAGGGGUUCGACACCCCAAGCUGUUAAAUGCUAGAGGGUUACUUUCUUAUAAAAGCAAGUGUUUCCUUUUCUCUGGUUUCAUUUCUCUUUUGUACUUUGAUCAGAUCUUUACUAAAAGAAAACUAA
This is a messenger RNA of Polistes canadensis, 1708 nucleotides long. RefSeq names its product G patch domain-containing protein 11. The record is from RefSeq and is a predicted model, not a curated record. Gene Ontology annotation, molecular function: nucleic acid binding. Bases 485 to 1288 code for a protein of 267 amino acids. Gene Ontology annotation, cellular component: kinetochore. The transcript has 2 exons. NCBI's taxonomy places the organism in Eukaryota, Metazoa, Arthropoda, Insecta, Hymenoptera, Vespidae.